Aspergillus pseudotamarii is the source of this 930-nucleotide messenger RNA. RefSeq lists its product as uncharacterized. Lineage: Eukaryota; Fungi; Ascomycota; Eurotiomycetes; Eurotiales; Aspergillaceae. The transcript has 4 exons. The record is from RefSeq and is a predicted model, not a curated record. Bases 1 to 930 code for a protein of 309 amino acids.
AUGCAUCGUAAUAUGGCUCUCAUAUUAUUUACUUUAUUCUCCUGGCAAGCCUUUGCUGCUUCGGAUAUCACAUAUUGCUCUACCGUGAACACGGGAGCUUCGAACUCUGCUAAUAUCAGUGUGUAUCAAUCAAACGGACUUUGUACGGAUACAUGUAAUUCCGAUUAUGCUUUUGGAAUUCUUCAAGGGAAGAGCUGCUGGUGCUCGAACAUUGCUCCCAACAAAGCGACCAACGUUGAUACGUCGAAGUGUGAUACAGGGUGUCCCGGGUAUCCCGAUGAUAGUUGUGGAAGUGCGUCCAAGGGCGUUUUUGCUUAUAUCCAAAUGAACGAGCAUUCGCCCUCAGGAACAGCCACAGUUUCGUCGAGUACGUCGACAUCUACAGAGUCAUCGACGACAUCGACGGACUCUUCCAAAACCACUGAUGCACCGACGACGACGGCAAGUCAAUCGGUUGAAACCGUUGCCGGGGAGGUGAAAACGAUCACAAUUCCCAAUGCGAAGCCUACGUCAGACCCAAGUGCCAGUAUGUCUGAGAAGGAUAGUAGCGGCUCGGGUUUAAGUGGAGGUGCAAUUGCUGGCGUGGUCGUGGGUUCAAUCGGCGGCUUGGCUGCAAUUAUAGCCAUCUGCUUCUUGAUCUUCUUCAAGAAACGCCAGGAACGUUCGACAAGCCCAAGUCCGAGCGUCUCAAAUGUCUUGCUAGAUGGUAGGAACAGCAAAGGUUCUCAGAUGAGUGUCGCAAAUCGAGCUUUUUCGGACAACCACAGCCAUACAUUAUCUGCCGGCUCCUCAAGAUUACCAACGUUUACCGAUACUCGCUUGAAGACGGAUACUGUACUGUACGCAGGUGGCCGUCGUGAUAGUGACGUGUCACUCCAGGACAAUGAAGACUACUCUCGGCCAGUUCUUCGGCUUACGAACCCCGAUUGA